This is a messenger RNA of Sclerotinia borealis F-4128, 1344 nucleotides long. The record is from the annotation of a GenBank genome assembly. Lineage: Eukaryota; Fungi; Ascomycota; Leotiomycetes; Helotiales; Sclerotiniaceae.
AUGCAUUUCUCCUUUUCAGUACUACUUCUAGCAGCGCGUGGUUUCGCUUCUCCCGCUUUUCGCAAAAGAAUCGUCACUUCUCUUGACCAGACUGCUUUUGCUCAAGCCCAACAACGGGAUGAGACUGCAACGAGGGCUUUCUCGUCCGUUCCUAUCACUACUUCUUCGGGACAGUGUCUCUUCGUGGAUGAAUUAUCGGGUGAUUUCAGGGCAAAUCUGACCCCGAUUCAAGUGGCUGCCUGUGAUGGUAGUACGGGGCAGCUUUGGGAUGUUCUUACGAGUGGGGAGCACAACAAUGUGUCAGGUAGUAUGUUGGUUGUCAAUACGUUGACCCAAGCCUGCUUGAACUUCGAUCCUCGCCGUGCGGCGGGUAAUACCGUCAUCAUGUUUUCAUGCGGUGGUCGGGCUGACGGAGAUGGGAUUGUCACAGACUCUCAGUUAUUUCCGUUCAAUGGAACUCCCGGCCCGCUCACGCUUUCCCCCGAAAACGCCUCCGGUACCUGUUUAUCUGUUACAGCCGCCAACGUUCUCGAUCAAGCGCCUUGUGAUGGAACUAAUUCAAGCCAAACAUUCACUUUUGGUGCUUCGAGCGCCUCCACUGAUCCAGCAGUAUCAAGUCCUGUUCCGUUAGCCACUUCGGACAUAGCAAACAUUCCAUCAUCAACAGCCCUAGCAUCAACAGUCCUAGCGUCAACAGACCUAGCAUCUCCGGCGGCCACCUCUUCUUUGGCUUCUCCCGCUUCUCCAUCUGUAAUAGCUGCCACAUCAGCUUCGCCCGCUUUACCAACAGGUGAUCCAACGAUCCCUCUUCCCGUAUCCCGUGCAGGAGGCGUGCUCGAUCCUUCAGCAGCUGCCGAAGCUAAUGCAGUAGACACCACUGCCGUCAAAGCUUUCUCAUCCGUCGCAUUGAAAGAUGCAUCUGGACAAUGCCUUUUCCUGGAUCCUACUGCAGGUGACUUUAGACAGAAUCUAAUCCCAAUCACACUACAAGCAUGUGAUGGGAGCCAAAAUCAAGCUUGGGAUAUUAUUACAAGUGGAAAGCAUAAUAAUGCGGCGGACUCGGUACUUGUGGUUAGCAGCUUGACUCAAGGAUGUCUUAACUUCGACCCGAGACGGCCUGCUGGCGACACAGUCAUUAUGUUCUCUUGUGGAGGAAGAGCCGAUGGAGAUGGCCUAGUAACAAACUCACAACUCUUCCCUUUCACUGGAGGUCAAACAAGCAUUGUACUUGCUCCUGAAAAUGGGAAUAACGCAACUUGUCUUGCGGCGAAUGCUGGAAAAUUGGAUUCUACCACUUGCAGUAGUGAUGCGAUCAGUCAAUCUUUCACGAUUGUGACGGCUUAG